This is a messenger RNA of Anolis sagrei ordinatus, 516 nucleotides long. The record is from RefSeq and is a predicted model, not a curated record. NCBI's taxonomy places the organism in Eukaryota, Metazoa, Chordata, Lepidosauria, Squamata, Anolidae.
AUGGGGGCUCUCCUCGGGGCCCAGAGCCCGGCGCCCUCCACGCUCCUCGCAGCCUUCGUCCUGAGUGUUUGCUUCUUGUCGACCGAAGCCUACAUGCAGCUGACGAAUAUCGUGGUGAAUCCACCGAAACCGGUGAAUGAAGGAAGUGCGCUUCACCCCGAGCAUGCUCCGCCAAUCCCAGUGAGCUGCCGCUGGUACCGACGGGAAAUGAGUGACAAAGACACCAUCCUGGCCUAUUUCUUCGAACCAAAACCUACGACUCGGAAGGGGCCGAACUACACCGGGCGAGAGACCAUGAGGCCCGACUGCUCCCUUGAGAUCACAAACUUAAAUUUCACGGACUCUACCAACUUUAUCGUCCUGAUAUAUGGCCGUGGGGGAAUGAUGGCGGGGAGCGUGAAGAUAGAUAUCCCAGGCCGUGGACUCUCCAGGUCGAACAUCAUUGCCAUUGUCAUUGGGUGCAUAGGUGCCGUCGGGGUCCUGUGCGUGAUUCUUUUCCUCAUUUACCGUAAGUAA